AUGCCGAAGCAGCUCACCAAGUCUCCCCCGCCCUCUCCCGUCGCCGAGCGCAAAGUCAAGUCCCCAGAAUCAUGGCCAUAUAUACCCAGCACCAACCCCGCCAGCCAAUACACUCUUCUUGAGAAACUCGGCACGGGCAGCUUCGGCGUCGUCUACAAAGCCAUUCACAAUGAGACUAAGCAGAUUGUGGCCAUCAAGCAGAUCGACCUCGAGGACUCGGACGACGAUAUCUCCGAAAUCCAGCAAGAAAUCGCGAGCUUGGCCCAGUGCGAUUCCGAGUACGUCACCCGGUAUUAUGGCUCCUUCGUGGUCGCCUACAAGCUGUGGAUCGUCAUGGAGUACCUCGCUGGUGGUUCCUGUCUCGACCUCUUGAAGGCUGGCGUCUUCACCGAGGCCCACAUCGCUGUCAUCAUGCGUGAGCUCCUCCUCGGUCUCGACUACCUUCACAGCGAGGGCACGAUCCAUCGUGAUAUCAAGGCCGCGAACGUGCUACUAUCUGCAUCCGGGAAGGUCAAGCUUGCCGAUUUCGGAGUGGCAGCACAACUCACCAGUACCCUCCGCCACACCUUCGUCGGUACGCCGUUCUGGAUGGCGCCUGAGGUCAUUCGACAAGCAGGAUACGACGCGAAGGCCGAUAUCUGGAGCUUGGGUAUCACCGGCAUCGAGAUGGCGAAGGGAGAGCCCCCGUUGGCGGAGUACCACCCGAUGCGAGUCCUCUUCCUCAUCCCCAAGGCGAAGCCUCCUGUUCUCGAUGGUUCCUUCUCCCUGGCUUUUAAGGAUUUCAUCUCGCAGUGCCUAACCAAGGAUCCGCACUCUCGUCCGACCACUAAGGAGCUCCUACAGCACCGGUUCAUCCGGGGAGCACGCAAGACGUCUUACCUCACCGAGCUCAUCGAACGAUACCAAGAUUAUCGUACACGCUCUCCUGGCCGGGCCCCGCAAUAUUACCAGGCUACCAUUCGUAACAGCGGUGCUUGGGACGGUACGCUGCGCAGCGAUUGGGACUUCAAUACAAUCCGGACCAACUCCGCAAUGGGGUCGCUGCGAAGUAUGGCCAAGGACAUCAUGCCACCCGGUAUGGUACCUGAUGACGACUACGAGGAUGGGGGAGACGACCAGUCGAUGUUCGACCCGAGCACGAUCAACACGACUGCAGCCACGACGAAGGGUAGCGAUGUGCCUCUCUCCCCACAAGUGGGCAUGGGUGGGAUCGGGAUGAAUGCAGAAGCGGGCCACUCGACCGUUGUCAUUCGCUCGCUCUCCAAGGGUGCAAACGGGGACACAGACGCGACAUCGCUUAUGACGGACACCGGGUCGGAUGAGACUACAUAUGGGACGCCAGUGACGCCGUCACAAAGUACGGAGAGCGUUGAGACCAAGGUCGGUGAGGCGAGUGAACCGCCACCGGCGUACAGGGGCUCCAUGCGUGGAACACGGCGCUCAUCAUACACGGCUCGUCAGAACGUCACCACAGGCACCGUCCUCGGUGAGGCGGACAUCGGCACCGGGAUCGACACUAUCCGGCCUGUGAAGAAGGUCGACACAGUCAGGUCGCUGAGGUUAUCAGAGGAGUACGUGGGAAGUCUACGGGCAAGGGAGGGGAGCACCUCGUCGAAUCCGGCGUCGCCCUCUACUGGCAGUCAGAAGGGCUCUCACAAGCGUCUGGCGAGCGAGGUACAGAAGGCGGGCAAGUCGCUGGUGGACGAUGUCGUCUUGCCGUUGCUCUCAAAGGCAACAACAGACGACAUGGACGCAAGGGAAAUCGAGUCGCUGAGCAUGAUCUCUCGUGGGUUUGAAGAGCUUCGGGACGUGAAUCCGGAGCUCGCCUACAACAUUAUCAUCGAUCUUCUCGCGGGCAUCAAUGAGAACACGGCCGUCCGCAGUCAUAUCCAGACGGCGCGCACUCUCUUCCCACACAAACGGAUAAUACGCAAGAGCGAGAUGACUGCGAAGGGCCUCAUUGUCACCGAGGAGGAAGAGAUCUCGGGUCUUCCCUCAUCAUCGUCUCCCAUACCGACGCCUGUUGCGCCCGACACAGGGUCCCCGGUCCGCAAGUCGCCAAUUUCUGAAUUGCUAUACUUGCGUUGGCUCGAAGGCCUCAAGCUCAAGUGGCCAAGUAUCCUCUAA
Epithele typhae is the source of this 2127-nucleotide messenger RNA. Its product is annotated as Pkinase-domain-containing protein. Gene Ontology annotation, molecular function: protein kinase activity; ATP binding. The transcript is spliced from 6 exons. The record is from RefSeq and is a predicted model, not a curated record. Gene Ontology annotation, biological process: protein phosphorylation. Lineage: Eukaryota; Fungi; Basidiomycota; Agaricomycetes; Polyporales; Epitheliaceae. The coding region runs from base 1 to 2127 and encodes 708 amino acids.